This is a messenger RNA of Microdochium trichocladiopsis, 1739 nucleotides long. Its product is annotated as mitochondrial carrier domain-containing protein. Bases 461 to 1417 code for a protein of 318 amino acids. Gene Ontology annotation, molecular function: tricarboxylate secondary active transmembrane transporter activity. Gene Ontology annotation, cellular component: mitochondrion. The transcript is spliced from 2 exons. Lineage: Eukaryota; Fungi; Ascomycota; Sordariomycetes; Xylariales; Microdochiaceae. The record is from RefSeq and is a predicted model, not a curated record. Gene Ontology annotation, biological process: mitochondrial citrate transmembrane transport; alpha-ketoglutarate transport.
AGUCAGCAGGCUACAGCCUGCGGCCGAGGUCAUGUCUGGUGUGGUUGCACCCUUGCAUCGUGCCUGCCACGGGAGCAGCGCACAGCGGCGGGCUGCUCCUGCCCGUAUGUACACGUCCCGUAAGCCGCCCCAUUUGUUUGUGGCCCCCUCCAUUCACGGUGUGGGAGCAACCCCUGGGGGUCCACGUCGGUCGCCGAGGACUGCGGCUAGAGCACCACCCUCAACCGCCCACCAGCUCCCUGCUAGUGCGCCGUGAGCUCUCCCCAAGCUCGCCAGCGCAUCCCCAUAUCCCACAGCCUUCCUGCCCGCCUCCGUGUUCCUUCUUCUCUUCUCUCCUCCCUCUCCCCAAUCCGACUCCUCACGUCAGUCCCGCUCUCAAAAAGCUCCCCUCUCCCCUCCACGCGACGAAGCACACGAUUGCCUUGGUCAGGCCCCCUUCAUCCAGACGCCCAUCCACAGCAUGUCCGCCACCACGGGUAUCCCCACCGCUCCGGCGGAUGUCGCCGCCAAGCUCGAGAAGAAGCCCGUCAAGUUCUCAAACCUCCUUCUCGGUGCCGGUCUCAACCUCUUCGAGGUCACCACCCUCGGCCAGCCCCUCGAGGUCACAAAGACCACCAUGAGCGCAAACCGUGGCGAGUCCAUGGCCGGUGCCCUCCGUAUCAUCUGGAACCGCGGUGGAGUCUUCGGAUUCUACCAAGGUCUGAUCCCCUGGGCCUGGAUCGAAGCCUCGACCAAGGGCGCCGUGCUGCUCUUCGUCGCAUCCGAGGCCGAGUACUACGCUCGCGCCGCUGGUGCCUCCGACUUUGGUGGAGGCAUCAUCGGAGGAAUCACUGGUGGUGUCGCCCAGGCGUAUGCCACCAUGGGUUUCUGCACCUGCAUGAAGACGGUAGAAAUCACCCAGCACAAGCAGGCUGCCGCCGGCGUCAAGCCCCAGUCCACCUUUGCCACCUUUGCCGACAUCUACCGCAAGGAAGGCAUCAGGGGCAUCAACAAGGGUGUCAACGCCGUUGCGAUCCGCCAGAUGACCAACUGGGGUUCCCGCUUCGGUUUGUCCCGUCUUGCCGAGGACGGAAUCCGCAAUGUCACCAACAAGAAGGCUGGCGAGAAGCUCUCCGUCCCCGAGAAGAUCCUUGCUUCUGCCCUCGGCGGUGGUCUCUCGGCUUGGAACCAGCCCAUCGAGGUCAUCCGCGUCGAGAUGCAGAGCAAGAAGGAGGACCCCAACCGCCCCAAGAAGAUGACCGUCGGCAACACCGCCAAGUACAUCUACGAGAGCAACGGCCUCAAGGGUCUCUACCGUGGUGUCAUGCCCCGCAUCGGUCUCGGUGUCUGGCAGACCAUUUGCAUGGUUGCCAUGGGUGACAUGGCCAAGUCCUACAUUGAGAAGCUCACUGGCGACAAGGUCACUGCCAAGCACUAAAGCCCAGGGGUAGUCUGGGCCGCAGUUUCCUGCUGGAACGCACGAGGCUGUAGCCGUCACUGGUUGUUCUGGUGGUUCUGGGUGCGUCUUUUCCUUAGGCCCGCAAGCUGGCGGGCGUGGUGCAUUACUUUUUCAAGCUAGCACGGUACCUACUGGGCACGGGUUUGGUUGCUUCUGUGGUUUUCAGCACGGUUCAGUCUGGUCAGUCAAUCGCUGGCUUUGAGUAGAAUUUAUCUUGAUCUGCGGAUAUCAGACAUUGUUUCCAGCCUUGCAGUACCUUUAAGACAAUAUACAUGAUAAUCAGUGGUCGCUGAUGCGAUUC